GUUCAGCCAGCCUCUCUCAGCGGCUGCUGGGAGUUUCCAUGUGGAGCUGAAGGCAGCGUCCGUCCGUCCGUCCGUCCGUCCGUCCGUCACCUGCUGCCGAACGGCGAGACGAGCCGGAGAAAAGAGGACGUCUGACUGGAAACAUGUCCUGAAAACCUGGACAAGGAAGACUUUUAACAACCAAACUCUUCAAAGAGGAGCUCGGCUGGAACCCGGCGAUGUGGAUCAGAUGAGAGUCGAGCCGGAGUCCAGGAGGGAGGGGGGAGGAGGAGGGAGGAGGUGAGAGGGCGAGCGAGGGCUGCCACCGCCCUGUGGCACCUCCGACCGCCGCCGCCUCCUCCUCCUCCUCCUUCCUGUGAGCAUGCAGGUCCUUCAGAUCGUCAAGGAGCUGGUGUCUCCGUCCAGACGCCGGGCAGCUGGCAGGUUUGGAGCGUCUGACACCGAGCAGGAUGCAGCAGGGAGACUGGACCAGGAGCGAGCCGACAUCGUGGCCAAAUAUGACAAGGGAAAAGACGCCACCGUGGAAACCUGGGAGGACACCAACUUCCACCUGUACAAAGCCGUGGACCGCUUCGGCUUCGUCCAUGAAAACGAACUUCCAUCCUACGACUUGGUGGAGGAGAGGCUGAAGCACACAGAGGUGGAGAGAACCUCCAAGUGGCUGAAGAUGAUGAAGAGCUGGGACAAGUACAAGAACAGUGACAAGCUGAUGAGGAGGAUCUAUAAGGGCAUCCCCCUGCAGCUCCGAGGUGAGGUCUGGUGCCUCCUGCUGGACGUUCCCCGCAUCAAAGAGGAGAAGAAAGAUUUCUAUGAGAAGUUGAAGGCUCGAGCUCGAGGACUUUCUCCCGACGUCCGGCAGAUCGACCUGGACGUGAACCGGACCUACCGAGACCACAUCAUGUUCAGGAACCGCUACGACGUCAAGCAGCAGGCUCUCUUCCACGUCCUCACAGCGUACUCCAUGUACAACACGGAGGUGGGAUACUGUCAGGGAAUGAGUCAGAUUACCGCUCUGCUGCUGAUCUACAUGAAUGAAGAAGACGCCUUCUGGGCUCUGGUGCGGCUGCUGUCUGGGCAGAAACACGCCAUGCACGGGUUCUUCGUUCCCGGUUUCCCAAAGCUGAUCCGGUUCCAGGAGCACCACGACCGCAUCCUGAUGAAGACCAUGCCCAAACUGAAACGCCACCUGGACAACCAGGAAGUGUUCACCAGUCUCUACACCAUGAAGUGGUUCUUCCAGUGCUUCCUGGACCGAACCCCCUUCACCCUCACCCUCAGGAUCUGGGACAUCUACAUCCUGGAGGGGGAGCGAGUGCUGCCCGCCAUGUCCUACACCAUCCUCAAACUGCACAAGAAACACCUGAUGAAGCUGUCCAUGGAGGAGCUGGUGGAGUUCCUGCAGGUGUCCCUGUCCAAAAACUUCUACCUGGAGGACGACGUGGUGAUCGAGCAUCUUCAGGCAUCCAUGAACGAGCUGAGGAGGAUGAAGCUGGAGCUGCCGGCGCCAGGUAAAGAAGAAGAGUUUCCCAGAAAGCCUCUGGGGCAGCUCCCACCUGACCGGGCGACGCCGGUGACGAACCACGUGGGGAACGGUGAGAGCCACGCAGAGCCGGCCGAGCCCCCCCGGGACCCCAGUCCUGUGCCGGAGCGCCACAGGGACAGCCGUCCCGUGCGCCGAGACUCCCUGGAGAAACCAGUCCGCCACCAUAAGGCGGACAUCAGGGACAGUCACUCCAGAGGAUCGGGCGAGAUCCCCAGCGAGCCGCGGAGGCAGUCCGCCGCCACCACUCCUGAAAGAAGGGCCUCCCCCCCCUUGGCGCUCACCCCAACACUCCACACCUCCACGGCGAGUAAGGCGAAGCCCCAGACCCACGCCACCGCCAACCACAACUCCAACGCGGCUUCAAGCACUCGGAAGGAGAUAACGCCUCGUUGGUUCAAACCCUCCGAGACCAAGCUGGAAGCUGUCAAGGCGGCGGCGGCCCGAGAGGUCCAGCUGAGCCGGGGGGCGUCCCCCGCUCCGUCCAGCCCGGACGACGGCGCCCUCCCCCACCGCCGGCCGCGCUCGCAGGGAUUCGUCCCCGGCUCCAACCGAGGCUCCAACGCCUCCCAGUACGACAACGUUCCGGGACUGCCAGAGCAGGACUUCGAGAUCCUGGAGCUGGACCGACCCCCGUCCAGAAUGCGGACCCCGCGCAGCGAGACGCCGUUUGGCGUGUCGGCCCCCCAUCAGGGCAGCCCCAGUCGUGGACCCGGCCACACCGGGAGCGCCAUUUCCAUCGCCUCCGGGCCGCGGCUGACCAGACACCCUGUUCCUCCCCAGCACUUCCACGGCAGUCCUUCCAGGGUCCCGGUCCACUACAAUCAAAGCCAGUUCCCCCCCCCGUCCCAGCAGCACUCCCCCGCCAGAGCCACUACUGAGGUCCCCAUCCUCCACCCCAGCUACAGCGUCAACCAGGACCGCUUCUACCCCCCGCCGUCCCGGUUCGCCCCCCCGUCGUCUGUGGCGUACAGGGAUCGAGCGUACGCCACGACCCAGCGGCCGCCCGCCGGCCCCUCCCCCGAGAAGGCACUCAUGAAUAACUCCUUCGCCACCUACCGCAGACAGCCGCCGCCCGGACCCUCUCGAAACCCCCAGCAGGCCAGGCCCCCCCUGGAGCGCCCGCUGCAGCUGGAAAACCAGGGCACCUCCACCCCCAUCUACCUGCAACAGUUCACCUCCACCGCCCAGGUCUACGCCCCCGGCGGCGGCGACUACCGCUAUGAGGGGCGUCCACGAGGCGACGCGAACCCGCACUACCUGCCGGAGGGCCGGCCCUGGAGGGCGCCGGAGGAGGUGCAGUGGGACCCGAGGGAGGAGCCCCCGCCCCAGUCCCCCGGUGGGAUGCCCCGCUCGCCCAGCUUCCUGCGGGCGCAGAUGUCCCCCGUCCAGGAGUUCGAGUUCCCCCCGAACCCGGACGCCCUCCUCCGCUACAGGACUCAGUUCCAGGAGCAGCAGCCCGUCGUGCGGCAGCAGCUCCCCCAGCUGUUCGGAGGACCGCACUACAGACACGCACAGGAGGCGUUCGCCCUGCAGGAGUCCAUGCUGCUGUGAGGGGGGGAACCGGCGGGGGGUCACAGGAAACUGUCGGGGGGUAAACCAGCGGGGGUCCACCGCCUGGGAACGUCACACCAGCCUGUUUUUACUGACCACUUUAAGAGGAGAAAGUGACUGAAGAUUGAAUCUUAUUUUUGGAUGUAAAUCAUUAACCAGAGGUGACAGUAUAUAGAAAUAUCUAUCUUUUCGAGUCAGACCUGUACAGUGGAUUUUUUUGUUUGUUUGUUGUAGGAGAGAAAUAGAGCAGAACCCGAUUUAUUUUCCAUCUUUAUUUUUUUAUAUCUUAACUUGCAGAUAUUUCCAUUGGAGGGUGAUUUCCUGGAAGUGUUUGUGAGUUUCAGAGAGGAAGUGGUCCUCGGCAGCGUGCUGGACCUCCACUGCAGGCUCACUUUCACCUGAAGCGUCUCCGCUGCACGGGCGUCGUACUCGCCUCUCUGUGGUUCGUUAGCGGUUCAUGAUGUUAGCGCUCGCAUUAGCAUAGCCGCGGGUCUCUUCCACAAAAAGCCAUGAGAACCUUUUUAAAUUGGUUUUUAGGAUUCAGUGUAAUGCUUUAGCUACGUUAGCUAUUGAUUAACAAUUAAAAAAAAAAGAUCUGCUGCAAUAUUAGUCUGAUUUACAUUUUCAUUAAAAACCUUAAUAAAUGAAAUAAAUUCAUAGUUUUGGCAGCAUACCUGUUAAGUAUUCAGUUAUCAGGCUAAUCCUCGAAAAUCUUGAAAAAAACUAAUUUUUCUUUAUGAUUAAUUAAAAAUUUUUAUUAAUUAUUUAGAAAAAUGUAGUCCCACAAAAGACUUGCCAUUAUUUUGUAUUUUUUUCAUUGUAGAAAUGAAGCUUGUUCAUUUAGAUAAACUACAUAAUUAUUAUUUUCUAUUUUAAAAACCUGUCAGAAAGGGUUUAAUCUCUUCAUCCGAACUCCGUCCGGUUAAUCCCAGAACACGUUUUAAAUGAUAACCACUGAAGCAGAAACCAAUUGAAAGACUCGCCAGGUGGAUGGAAAGUGGAGGAACGGUUCCGUGGCGGUUCUGGACUCGCUCCUGUUGAGGGCUACUCAUAAACACCUUAACGUCACCGAGGGAAACCUUUUCGCGGCUGCACGUCAAACUGCAGCCGCGCCAGCUGAAUGUGACCUGGUUUAACUCCAGAUGUAUUUUUAUUAGAACCAUUCUCAACACUGUGGUGUUAACUACUGACGCACGCGCACACACGCACACACACACUCAGAACGUCUACCAUUUCAACGUUCCGUCUCGUUCUCCGUCUACUUUCAACUCUCUUCAUGACAUUCCUUCGUUUAACUCUUCCUGUUAGUUUUGGUUUUUGUUAAACGACUAAUUUCAAAUCGUUCUGAUACUUUGCUUAAUAAAAAGGGGUGGGUGACAAUGUCUCUGUGCUUUUAUGUUGAUAAACAGGAU
Messenger RNA from Salarias fasciatus (jewelled blenny), 4506 nucleotides. RefSeq names its product USP6 N-terminal-like protein. Gene Ontology annotation, molecular function: GTPase activator activity; small GTPase binding. Gene Ontology annotation, biological process: regulation of GTPase activity. The record is from RefSeq and is a predicted model, not a curated record. Lineage: Eukaryota; Metazoa; Chordata; Actinopteri; Blenniiformes; Blenniidae.